AUGAAUAAAUUACAAAGAUUAUGGUCACUAUCUGUUUUCCUUUCUCAAUAUCAUUCUUUCUUUUUCUUUCUUUCUUUCUGUCUUACUAUCUUUCUUUCUAUCUUUCUUUUUCUUUCUUUCUUACUUUCUUUCUUUUGUACUAUAUUUCUUUCUUUCUUUCUUACUAUCUUUCUUUUUCAUUCUUUCUUACUUUCAUUCUUACUUUCUCUAUUUCUUUUGUACUAUAUUUCUUUCUUUCUAUCUUUCUUUUUUCAUUCUUUCUUACUUUCUUUCUUACUAUCUUUCUUUCUUUUGUACUAUAUUUCUUUCUUUCUUUCUUACUAUCUUUCUUUCAUUUUUUUUCUUGUUUUUUUCUUAUUGUCUUUCUUACUUUAUUUUUUCUUUUUAUUCUUCUUAUUUUUUCUUAGUAUUUCUUUUGUCUUUUGUUAUCUUUCUUACUUAAUAUCUUUCUUUGUUAGUAUCUUUCUUCCUUUCUCAAUAUCAUUCUUUCUUUCUAACUUUCUUAUUUUCUAUCUCUCUUUUUUCUUACUUUCUCUUUUACUUUCUUUCUAUCGUUUUUUCUUUCUUUCUAUCUUUCUCUUUCUUUCUUACUUUCUUUCUAUCUUUCUUUCUGUUUUUCUUUUUUUCUAUCUUACUAUCUAUAUUUCUUCUUUCUUUCUUUCUUUUUUCUUUCUUUCUUUCUUCCUAUCUUUCUAUCAUUCUGUCUUUCUUUCUUACUAUCUUUCUUUCUUACUAUCUUUCUUUCUAUCUUACUUUCUGUUUUUCUUUAUUCUUUCUUUCUAUCUAUCUAUCUAUCUAUCUAUCUAUCUAUCUAUCUAUCUAUCUAUCUAUCUUUCUUUCUUUCUUUCUUGCUAUAAGAAUCAGUUCAGCAUCAGUGAUUUUCAAAAGAACUGUCUCCAAGAAUAG
This is a messenger RNA of Acanthosepion pharaonis, 906 nucleotides long. The record is from the annotation of a GenBank genome assembly. NCBI's taxonomy places the organism in Eukaryota, Metazoa, Mollusca, Cephalopoda, Sepiida, Sepiidae.